Messenger RNA from Drosophila hydei, 2022 nucleotides. It is a transcript of the gene CCT1, whose product is annotated as T-complex protein 1 subunit alpha. The transcript has 4 exons. The coding region runs from base 115 to 1788 and encodes 557 amino acids. NCBI's taxonomy places the organism in Eukaryota, Metazoa, Arthropoda, Insecta, Diptera, Drosophilidae. Gene Ontology annotation, cellular component: chaperonin-containing T-complex. Gene Ontology annotation, biological process: protein folding. Gene Ontology annotation, molecular function: ATP hydrolysis activity; ATP-dependent protein folding chaperone; ATP binding. The record is from RefSeq and is a predicted model, not a curated record.
ACUAACUGUGAGUCAGGCGGUUUAGCGUGCGGCAAUUUUUCACUGAGAGCAGUAGCAGUGUGUGUUUAAUUUUUAUAAAAAUUUUUAUUAAAACUCGCAUAAUACAGACGAAAUAUGUCGACAUUGGCAAGUCCCUUAUCCAUCGCUGGCACGCGGCAGUCCGGCGCUUCUGUGCGCACACAGAACGUUAUGGCAGCGCUGUCCAUAUCGAAUAUUGUCAAGAGCUCGUUGGGCCCUGUUGGCUUGGAUAAAAUGUUGGUUGAUGAUAUUGGCGAUGUUACAAUUACCAAUGAUGGAGCAACUAUUCUCCGUCUGCUCGAGGUGGAGCAUCCAGCAGCAAAGGUGCUAGUGGAGCUGGCUCAGCUGCAGGAUGAGGAGGUUGGCGAUGGUACCACAUCCGUUGUUAUAUUGGCCGCUGAAUUGCUGAAAAACGCCGACGAAUUGGUCAAGCAGAAAAUUCAUCCUACUUCCAUUAUCUCUGGUUACCGUAUUGCCUGCAAGGAAGCGUGCAAAUAUAUUUCAGAGCACCUGACUGCACCAGUGGACGAGCUUAGCCGUGACUCACUCAUUAACAUCGCAAAGACUUCAAUGAGCUCCAAGAUCAUUGGCGCCGAUGCCGAUUUCUUUUCCACCAUGGUUGUGGAUGCAGCUCAAGCUGUUAAGAUCACCGAUCCCAAGGGACAGGCAGCGUACUCUAUCAAAGCCAUAAACGUGCUGAAGGCACAUGGCAAGUCGGCACGCGAAUCGGUGCUGAUUCCCGGAUAUGCCUUGAAUUGCACCCUGGCCUCACAGCAAAUGCCUAAAAAAGUAGUUAACGCAAAAAUUGCCUGCCUGGACUUUUCGCUGCAGAAGACCAAGAUGAAGAUGGGCGUUCAAGUAUUGAUCAAUGAUCCCGACAAACUGGAGGCCAUUCGCGCACGUGAGCUGGAUAUCACCAAGGAGCGCAUCAACAUGAUUCUGGGCACCGGCGUCAACGUUGUCCUCUCCAGUGGCGGUGUGGAUGAUCUGUGCAUGAAGUACUUCGUUGAGGCAGGCGCCAUGGCUGUGCGCCGCGUUAAGAAGAGCGAUCUGAAAAUCAUUGCCAAGGCAACUGGUGCUGCAUUCCUUACCUCGCUGACAAACAUGGACGGCGAAGAGAGCUUCGAUGCAUCAAUGGUGGGCGAAGCAGCUGAGGUGGCUCAAGAGCGCAUUUGCGAUGACGAACUCAUUCUCAUCAAGGGCACCAAAGCACGUGCUGCUGCUUCCAUAAUUUUGCGUGGUCCUAACGACUUCUACUGUGAUGAAAUGGAGCGUUCCGUGCACGAUGCUCUUUGCGUGGUGAAGCGUGUGCUGGAGAGCAAAAAAGUCGUUGCUGGUGGUGGCUGCGUGGAGGCCGCUUUGUCCAUCUACCUAGAAAACUUUGCUACAUCGCUGUCAUCGCGGGAGCAGCUGGCAAUAGCCGAGUUUGCCAAAUCCAUGUUGGUCAUUCCCAAAACCUUGUCUGUUAACGCAGCCAAGGAUGCCACCGAUUUGGUAGCCAAGCUGCGCUCCUACCACAACUCCAGCCAAACCAACUCCAAGCAUGGCGACCUCAAGUGGACUGGCUUGGAUCUGAUUGAGGGUGUCGUGCGCGACAACAAGAAGUCGGGUGUGCUGGAGCCAGCCAUGUCGAAGAUAAAAUCGCUGAAGUUCGCCACAGAGGCAGCGAUUACCAUCUUGCGUAUUGACGACAUGAUCAAACUGAAUCCCGAGGACAAGAGCGGCAAGAGCUACGGCGAUGCCUGCGCCGCUGGCGAGCUAGACGGUUAAGCCGAUCUCUUGUCACCUCUUCUAUUUGUUUAGACACUUAAUCUUAUGGAAAACUCACUGCAAACUUUCGCGCCACCCCAUUUAUAAUAAUUGUAACAACAAUUUAAUUGUUUUUUCUUUGUGCUAACUGCGAUUUGUAUUAACCCCGCAUCCAUUUCUUCAAGCCUUCCUCAUUCACGUAAAAUGCAUAAUAAACGAAACAUCUGAAUAUGCUGCGGCGUAUACAAAACUAAA